AAUUCUAGAAUUUAAGUUAAGUACCUUUGUGUGAGAAAAUAUUAUUUUGGGGCUUAAUGGCAAAAUUUCAAAAGUUGAGAGAUUUAAAAGAGAAAAUAAUUGGAUAAGGAUUAGCUUCUUUUCUCUUUCUCUUUUUUUUUUCUUUCUUUCUUUUCUUCUUCCUCAAACCCACGUGCCUCUGCUCUUCCUCUUCUCUCCUGCAUCGAGCAACAAGAGCCCCAAGCCCGACGCACCUUCCCCUGAGAAAAAUCGGUAAGAAGCUUGGAUUUUCCCCUUGUUUUCUUGUUCAAUAACCAGAUUUAAGCUUUGAAAUCCCCCCCCCUCUCUGUAGAAAUCCCGGAUCUGCUCUGCUCUGCUUCUCACCGCCAGCUGCUCCUGCUUUGUGGGGGCGAAUUGCUUUGAUUUUCCCGGUAAGCCACAGCCAUGAACUCCAUCUUUUCAGCAUGAUUUAGCUUGGGUUCAUGUUAAAUCUGUUGUUUCUCCAGAUUUUGGGUAGUUUCCGUGAGUCCGCUACCCUGCCGCCGGCUUCCCCUAGCUUGCAGCUCCGGUUUUUGCUGCUGAAUUCUGGAAGCGAAACCGAGGACGGGGAAACCACGGGAAGUGACGAGUUAGAAGAUUAGCCAUUUCGAGAUUGAUAUAGAUUUUAGAUAUAAAUUAUGAUCUUAGUGGCGCAGCGGAAGCGUAGUAGGCUAGGUUCUGAUCAUGGAGAGUUGGUGGGGCAUUUGUUUGGCCUUGGCUUGUGUGAAACCAUUCACUAGUCUAGAUGGUCCUCAAUUUGAGUUUUGGGGACAAAACUCCUUUUUAGGAGGGACCCGCGCGCCCCUGCUAUUCCUCUUUGCUCCUGCACCAAGCAACAAGAGCCCCAAGCCCAACGCACCUUCCCUUGAGAAAAACCGAAAUCCCGGAUCUGCUCUGCUUUACUUAUCACUGCCGGCUGCUCCUGCUUUGUGGGGGCGAAUUGCUUUGAUUUUUUCGGUAAGCCACAGCCAUGAACUCAAUCUUUUUAGCUUGAUUUAGCUUGGGUUCAUGUUAAAUCUGCUGUUUCUCCAGAUUUUGGGUAGUUUCUGUGAGUCCCCUACACUGCCGCUGGCUUCCCCUAGCUUGCAGCUCCGGUUUUUGCUGCUAAAUUCUGGUUCCUGAUCGUUCUGUCAGUUUAGCAUUGAGAUCGAGUCUUCGGUUUUAUGAGAGUGAGAUAUAGUCAUGAUUACUGACGCUCGCUAGUGGGAGUUGUAAACGCUAGCACAUGUCGACAUGUAUUUCUGUAGAACCGGUUCAUCUUACCAAUGGGAUAAUACAUUGGUAAUUAGUGAUGCCUGCUAGUGGGAGUUUGUAAACACUGGUACUACUGACGCCUGCCAAUGGGCGAAUACAUUGGUAAUUACUGACGCUUGCCAGUGGGAGUUUGUAAACACUAGUACCAUUACUGACGCCUGCUAGUGGGAGUUGUUAAACACUGGUACUUCUGUAACCUUGCCAAUGGGGUUAAACAUUGGUAACUACUGUGCCCGCCAGUGGGAGGAAGCGAAAUUGAGGACGGGGAAACCAAGGGGAGUGACGAGUUAGAAGGCUAGCCAUCUUGUAAAUUGAAUAUGGAGUUAGAUAUAAAUGAUGAUAUGAAAGCGAAACCGAGGACGGGGAAACCAGGGGAAGUGACGAGUUAGAAGGCUAGUCAUUUCAAGAUUGAUAUAUAUUUUAGAUAUAAAUUAUGAUCUUGUAA
Messenger RNA from Rubroshorea leprosula, 1717 nucleotides. Lineage: Eukaryota; Viridiplantae; Streptophyta; Magnoliopsida; Malvales; Dipterocarpaceae. The record is from the annotation of a GenBank genome assembly.